This is a messenger RNA of Polyodon spathula (Mississippi paddlefish), 1090 nucleotides long. RefSeq names its product THO complex 7 (gene thoc7). The coding region runs from base 79 to 693 and encodes 204 amino acids. The transcript has 9 exons. NCBI's taxonomy places the organism in Eukaryota, Metazoa, Chordata, Actinopteri, Acipenseriformes, Polyodontidae. Gene Ontology annotation, biological process: mRNA processing; mRNA export from nucleus. The record is from RefSeq and is a predicted model, not a curated record. Gene Ontology annotation, cellular component: THO complex part of transcription export complex.
UUUUGAACUGCUAAUAAAGUUUGUUUGAAGAAGCCUUGCCUGUGUUGGUAGUACUGUAUUUGAGCAGUGUGUUCAGCAAUGGGAUCUGUGACCGACGAUGAGGUUAUCCGGAAGCGGCUUCUGAUUGACGGUGAUGGAGCUGGUGAUGAUCGGCGCAUUAAUGUGCUAUUGAAGAGCUUCAUCAAGUGGUGUAACUCUGGAUCCCAGGAAGACGGGUAUACACAAUACCAGCGUAUGUUGGGUACCCUGGGACAAUGUGAAUUCUCAAUGGGGAAAACGUUACUGGUCUAUGACAUGAACCUAAAGGAAAUGGAAAACUAUGAAGAAAUCUACACAGAAAUAGGGCAGAACUUAACAGCUGCACAUGAAAAAAUUGCUGAAUGCAAAAAAGAAAUUUUACAAGCAAAGAGAAUACGAAAGAACCGGCAAGAAUAUGAUGCGUUAGCAAAGGUUAUUCAGCAGCACCCUGACAGGCACGACACAUUGAAGCAGCUUGAAUCGCUUGACAAAGAACUGCAGCAUCUGUCCCAGAUAAAAGAAAAUGUUGAAGACAAGCUUGAGCUGAGGAAGAAACAAUUUCAUGUUUUGCUAAGCACCAUCCAGGAACUUCAACAAACACUGGAAAAUGAUGAAAAGUUCUCAGACGCUGACGAACAGCAAGAAAACCAAAUGGAAACAGAAACUGGACACUGAACAAAGAACAAGGAGUCUGUUUACACAUGUUUUGACCCUCAAUCUUCAACUUGGGGUCUCUGCAAGCACAGUACUGAGAAGCAAGCCAUGCUUUAUUCUGCUGCAUGUUUAACUAACCAGGACUGUGAAGAUCCAUCGACGGCACCUUCAAGAUGUUUUAAGGACAAGGAAACGUAUUUACCAAAAUAUAUUCUCUUCUGAUUGCUUAACAUGUAGUUGAUAGUAUUUAACACAAUUCCAUAUUCAUUUGCUUGCACUUGUCAACUGCAUCCUUCAAAGCCUUGUUCUGUUAGAAAUGACUUGGCUGAAGAUGAGAAUUCUGUCAAAGCUGUUAGAAAUACCAAAGGUCACUGCUAUAUAUUGGAAUACCCCCAAGAUGGUACAAGCCAUUAAACUG